AUUGUUGCUACCGGAAUGAUUAUGGUCAACGAUCAAGCUGCCUCGCAGUCCCGAGGUCAAAAGCCUGCCCCCGUUUGUUCGACAACACCAAAAUCCACCAAUUCCCUGCGCAUUUAUUGUCCAGAAACGAUCAGUAAGCGUGCUCCGGAAGUCGUUCGAUCAGGGGACACGGACAGCUCAUCUGCAGACGACCGGUUUGGCCCCGAUCAUUUACCCGGUUAUGAAACUCGCUCUCAUCCACGAAAUCCGGCUCGUGAACGACACACUCCGUCACAACCAUUGGAAUGCGAUCGAAUAGCAGACAGUUGCCUGUUGACACCUCUUUCCACGGUUCCAGGCACUCAGGUUGAGACCUAUUUGGGAAAUUUGGACUUUUUCUUUAUCCGUGAAACAACCGAUUUGCGUGAGGACGGUGGGAUAUGCGGCUUUUUGCACACAAGCCUCACCGAAGUUCAGGCGGUUGUUGGUGCGCACACUACCAGCCUGGGUGGCAAUGCUCUUUUGUCCUAUCAUCUGAGCGAAGUGGUGAUCUUACGACCAGCGUCACGUAAUCAAGCUCAAUGUUUGCUCAACGUCUGUGGUGAUAUGGCCAAAAUCUCACCUUGGCGCAGUUACAAAGUUGCUUUGUGA
Messenger RNA from Echinostoma caproni, 630 nucleotides. The record is from the annotation of a GenBank genome assembly. Lineage: Eukaryota; Metazoa; Platyhelminthes; Trematoda; Plagiorchiida; Echinostomatidae.